AUGCGAAGGCAGGGUCUUCAUUUGAUCACUCUUGGCAGUCCCAAUGGCAAGAAAGUUCAAAUCAUGUGCGAGGAGUUAAGAGAGCACUAUGAUUUCGAUUUUACUUGGACAUUGUUGGAUACUAGAACAAACGACCAAAAGAAAGACUGGUUCCUUCGCUUGAACCCUAAUGGCAAGGUCCCUGUCAUCGUCGACAAUACCAAAUCGCCACCUUUCCCAGUCUUUGAGACUGCCGCUGAACUUCUUUACCUUCUUAAAGAGCACGAUAAAGAUGAUGUCUUUGGAUUCAAGGAUGAAUACGAGAGAUCUGAGUGCUUGCAAUGGCUGUUCUUUUGGCAUGGUGGAGGAGGCCCAAUUCAAGGUCAAAUGACUUUCUUCGGCACGAAAUUAAAGCAAAAGGAAGAAUUUGCUACCCAAAGAUUCAAGACCGAAGUUCUACGGACAUACAACGUCAUUGAAAUCCAGCUUUCAGGGAAGUACACAGGUCAGGAGAAGAAAUACCUUGCUGGUAAAGGAGAGGGCAAAUACUCGGUUGCUGAUAUCGGUGCAUGGCCAUGGGUUAGCGGAUGGGGACACAGCGGCCUCAUCUCAAAGGAAGAAAUGGACGCUUAUCCACAUUUGUUGCAAUGGAUUGAUCGCAUUCGAGAACGUCCUGCCGUCCAGAAAGGAUCCGAUAAGAAGUACAUGUUCCAGGGACCAAUUUCAUAG
This is a messenger RNA of Glarea lozoyensis ATCC 20868, 708 nucleotides long. RefSeq names its product Glutathione S-transferase (GST), C-terminal. The coding region runs from base 1 to 708 and encodes 235 amino acids. The transcript has 8 exons. NCBI's taxonomy places the organism in Eukaryota, Fungi, Ascomycota, Leotiomycetes, Helotiales, Helotiaceae. The record is from RefSeq and is a predicted model, not a curated record.